Molecule: messenger RNA, 7007 nt
Organism: Sphaerodactylus townsendi
Lineage: Eukaryota; Metazoa; Chordata; Lepidosauria; Squamata; Sphaerodactylidae
Gene: CPD
Product: carboxypeptidase D
Exons: 21
Coding region: 51-4169 (1372 amino acids)
Biological process (GO): proteolysis
Molecular function (GO): metallocarboxypeptidase activity; zinc ion binding
Source: RefSeq, a predicted model, not a curated record
UCAGAACGCUUUUCGCCUCACCGCGGCCUGCCUGAAGCGCUGAGGCGGCGAUGGCAGGCCGGCAGCGGUGGUCGAGGGGAGCCGCGGCGCCCUGGCUGCUGCUGCCGCUCCUGUUGCUAUGGCGCGCGGAGACGGCGCAUAUCAAGAAAGCCGAGGCUGCGGCCUCCCCGUCGACGGCGAACGCCUCGGCGGCCGGAGCGAACUCGGCGAUGCACUACAUGGACCAGGCCGAGCUGACGGCGUCGCUGCGCUCGCUGGCGGAGGAUGAGGCUCCGCCGGGCUUGGCGCGGCUUUUCUCCAUCGGCCGCUCGGGCGAGGGGCGGGAGCUGUGGGUGCUGCGCCUCAGCCCCGGCCUGCCGGAGGUCGAGACGGGUCCCGACGCCGACCCCGGCGGGCCCUCCAUCCCCGGCCGGCCUCAGGUCAAGCUGGUGGCCAACAUGCACGGCGACGAGACGCUGGGCCGGGCCCUCCUCGGCCGCCUGGCCCGCGAGCUGGUGUCGGGCUGGCUGCGCGGAGACGCCCGCCUGCGCCGCCUCCUCAACGCCACCGACCUCUACCUCAUGCCCAGCCUCAACCCGGACGGCUUCGCGCGCGCCGCCGAAGGGGACUGCGCCGGCCGCAAAGGGGCGGGCGGCGGGCGCGAGAAUGCCCAAGGCAGGGACCUCAACCGCAGCUUCCCGGACCAGUUCCAAGGCGCGCCGCCGGACACAGCCGCCGCCCCCGAAGCGCGCGCCCUCAUGGAGUGGAUGCGGCGCAACCGGUUUGUCCUUUCUGCGAACCUGCAUGGGGGCUCUGUUGUUGCAAGCUAUCCAUAUGAUGACUCUGCUGUGCACCAGACCUCUGGGUUGUAUAGCAAAUCUGCUGACGAUGAAGUCUUCAAGUACUUGGCAAAGGCUUAUGCCUCAAACCAUCCAAUAAUGAAAACUGGUACCCCAAACUGCCCUGGGGAGGAGAAAGAAGUUUUCGAAGGAGGAAUCACUAAUGGUGCUCAGUGGUACGAUGUGGAAGGUGGCAUGCAGGAUUAUAACUACGUGUGGGCCAACUGCUUUGAGGUCACCUUCGAGCUUUCCUGCUGCAAAUAUCCGCCGGCAUCAGAACUUGAGCAGGAGUGGGAAAAUAACCGGGAAUCUCUUCUCACCUUUAUUGAAAAAGUCCAAAUUGGGGUCAAAGGAUUUGUCCGGGAUUCUGUCAGUCAGGCUGGCUUGGAAAAUGCAACUAUUGCUGUGGCUGGGAUUGCUCAUAACAUCACGACCGGUCGUUUUGGUGAUUAUCACAGAUUGCUGGUUCCUGGGACCUACAACAUCACAGCAGCUGUUAUGGGUUACUUGCCAGUCACUGUAGUAAACGUUGAGGUGAAAGAAGGGAAUGCAACUGCAGUGGACUUCUCCUUGGAACCGACAACAGCAGUGCCAGUCUCUGAUCUGAUCCAGGAUACUCUGGUACCUGUCACAGACUCUGCUCCAAAUACUACUAAUUUGACCUCUACAGAAAGGCCAACCCCUGCCCAUCAAGUCAUUCAGCCAAAGGACUUCCGUCAUCAUCACUUCCCAGACAUGGAAAUCUUCUUGAGGAAGUAUGCCAAUGAGUACCCAAGCAUCACCCGCCUCUAUUCAGCUGGCAAGUCAGUGGAGCAGAGAGAGCUGUAUGUGAUGGAGAUAUCGGACAAUCCAGGCAUCCAUGAAUUAGGUGAACCAGAAUUCAAGUACAUCGGGAACAUGCACGGCAAUGAAGUGGUGGGCCGGGAACUGCUCCUUAAUCUCAUCGAAUACCUUUGCAAGAACUAUGGAACUGACCCUGAAGUAACAGACUUGGUUCAGAAGACUCGAAUCCAUAUCAUGCCUUCUAUGAACCCCGACGGCUACGAAAAAUCUCAAGAAGGAGACAGAGAGGGGACUGUUGGCAGAAAUAACAGCAACAAUUACGACCUGAAUAGAAAUUUUCCAGAUCAGUUCUUUCAGAUUUCAGCCCCCCUGCAGCCAGAGACAAUGGCUGUCAUGAACUGGCUGAAGUGCUAUCCUUUUGUCCUGUCUGCAAACUUGCACGGAGGCUCCCUGGUUGUUAAUUAUCCCUACGAUGAUGGCCAACGUGGCAUUGCCACAUACAGUAAAUCCCCAGAUGAUUCCCUGUUCCAACAAAUUGCUCUUUCCUAUGCCAAGGAAAAUGUGGAAAUGUACCAGGGUCACCCAUGUCCAGAAAUGUAUCCUGAUGAAUACUUCCCUCACGGUAUCACUAACGGAGCUCACUGGUAUAACGUUCCAGGUGGAAUGCAAGACUGGAAUUACGUGAACACAAAUUGCUUUGAACUGACCAUUGAGCUGGGCUGUGUCAAGUACCCCAAGGCAGAGGAGUUGCCCAGGUAUUGGGAGCAGAAUCGCAGGUCUCUACUUCAAUUCAUUAAGCAGGUUCACCAAGGUGUCAAAGGGUUUGUGUUGGAUGCCACAGAUGGACAAGGCAUCUUAAAUGCAACGGUCAGCAUUGCCAACAUCGAUCAUCCUGUCUCCACUUACAUGGGCGGAGACUAUUGGCGCCUGUUAACCCCGGGGACUUACAAGAUCACGGUGUCUGCUCGGGGGUAUAAUUCAGAAACAAAGAUUGUGAAAGUAGGUGACCAGUCUGCAGUGCAAGUUAACUUCAAUUUGACUCGAGAAGAUUCCAGAAGGGAGGAAGGGAAAGUCCCUGACAUUAACAUGGCAGAUGCCAGCGACCCAGUGGCCAGGGAGUUUGAGAUCCUGAUCAAAAACCUGUCAGCUGAGAAUGGGAUGGAACACCUUCUGACUUCCAUGGCAGACGUCCUACCUUAUAGGUACCGCCCCUACAAGGAUCUGUCCAUGUUCCUUCGAGGCCUGAACCUGAAUUACCCUCUGAUCACAAACCUCACGAGUUUGGGCCAAAGUGUUGAAUUUCGUCAGAUCUGGUCCCUGGAAAUCUCCAACAAACCCAACCAAUCUGAACCAGAGGAGCCAAAGAUCCGUUUUGUGGCCGGCAUCCAUGGCAACGCUCCAGUUGGCACAGAACUACUCUUGGCACUGGCUGAAUUCCUCUGCAUGAACUACAAAAAAAACACGGCCAUCACGAAGCUGAUUGACAAGACAAGGAUUGUGAUAGUGCCAUCCCUGAACCCAGAUGGGCGUGAGAUUGCUCAGGAGAGAGAUUGCAGUUCAAAGAUAGGGCAUACCAACGCGCACGGCAAAGAUCUGGACACCGAUUUCACAAAUAAUUCCUCCCAGCAGUCUGGUGUGCGUGAACCAGAAACCAAGGCCAUCAUCGAGAACCUCAUACUGAAGCAAGAUUUCAGCCUCUCUGUUGCUUUGGAUGGAGGGUCACUGCUUGUCACUUACCCCUACGACAAGCCAGUUCAGACAGUCGAGAACAAAGAGACGCUGAAACAUUUGGCAUCUAUGUAUGCAAACAACCAUCCCACCAUGUACCUUGGGCAGUCCAGCUGUCCAAACAAGUCAGACGAGAACAUCCCAGGAGGCGUGAUGCUUGGGGCAGAGUGGCACAGUCAUUUGGGCAGCAUGAAGGAUUUCAGUGUUACGUAUGGGCACUGCCCGGAGAUCACCGUGUACACUGGCUGCUGCAACUUCCCAGGUGCAGGACAGCUCCCUGCUUUGUGGGCAGAGAACAAGAAAGCUCUCCUUGCCAUGCUUGUUGAGGUUCACAAGGGAAUCUAUGGGUUGGUCCAUGACAGGCAUGGGAGGCCAGUUUCUAAAGCAGAAAUUGUGCUGAACGAAAGGGUGAAAGUCUCCACAAAGGAAGGCGGCUAUUUCCAUGUGUUGCUGGCUCCUGGCUAUCAUAACCUUCAUGCCAAAGCCGAUGGCUAUCAGCAGCAGCAUAUUCAGGUCUUAGUUCACCAUGACAUGGCAACUUUUGUGCACAUCCAGUUUGAUAUGGACAACAAGAUUUUUGGUUUUCCAAGGGAGUUGGUGGUCACAGUAGCAGGUGCCACCAUGUCGGCUCUGAUCCUCACCGCCUGCAUCAUCUGGUGCGUCUGUUCCAUCAAGUCCAACCGGCACAAGGAUGGCUUCCACCGCCUCCGCCAGCACCACGAUGACUACGAGGAUGAGAUCCGUAUGAUGUCCACAGGAUCAAAAAAGUCCCUUCUGAGCCACGAAUUCCAGGAUGAAACAGAUACUGAGGAGGAAACACUGUACUCCAGCAAACACUGACCCAUCUGCUGGCAGGGGGGCUCCCUGCAGGGACAGAUACUGCAACACUGAGAAUUUCUGAAGCGGCUGACCUGGUUCACACAAUCCAGAACCUUUGUGGAUCACUCUCAUUCCUAUUUAUGCACAUGGAGGCCCUGCUGUGCCACUGGCUGCUUUUCCAGUGAGAAUCUGAACAGGGACUCUCUCAGAACUGGUAUUGGUAGCCUGGUUGCUUGCAGUCCACUCCUGGGAAACAGAGCCGCUUGGUAGCAUUUUGCCUGUGAGUCUGAGAAUACUCACUCAAGGGAAAUAUGUUGUUGUGACCGCGAUUCUUUCUCUGAGCUGUUAAAGCAGCACAAUGGUGGCUUCAGAACUUCCUUCACUUCUGCCUUUGUUCAAAUACAGCAGUCUUGCUCCCAUCUUGGGAGAAUAAAACAUCUUCUGAUAAAGGACUUCAGAGCGCAAACAGCUGGCAGGUCACUGGCCACAAAGAUUACGGGACAGGAUUGUUUUAUCCAAAUGUGAGAGUCUCUGAGGCUGCAGCCUUGUGCAAAAUAAAAGCCAGUACGUUUGUUUUCACUUGAAUUCUUUUGCACAACUACUGAUUUUGAAAUAUCUACAGUUUUCCAUGUGAGAAUGUAGAAUAGCAAAAGAUACUUUUCUGUACCUAACAGGAUAACUUCCAUACUGCCUAAUAUUAGCUCAUACCAUUACCAGAAGCCAGAUCUCCCAGAUGGAAUUUUUUGCGGCUCCUUUUUUGGAGUCCACCUCUGUGCACCUCUAGUCUGGAAAUUCUUCUUAAAAUGGCCUCCAAAUAAACGUAUUAACCUAGAUACUACUUUGACAGUGCAUAGGGCCACUUUUACGAAAAUAAAUCUUCCCCAUCAUCUUGUCUCCAGGCCAAAGUUGUUACUACAGAUCUCAGCAAUUCUGCUGAACAUGGAGUGGUUUCUGUUGCUGUCCAUCUGCAGUGGUCCUAUUUUAGACUAGAGCCCGUGGUUCUUGUGCCACAGGUUCUGAGGUACGUGUCAGUCUAGACUUUUCCUCAAAGCCCUUUUUGUUUGUAGUGGGAAAAGAGAGAAGCUGUUGAACCACAAAAUCUGUCUUAGAAGGAUAAGCUGUCCAGCUGUGUCAUUUUAAAAAAAAUUCCACAUUUUUAACAUCUUGUUUUGUUGAGGGAAAAAUCAGAAAUCAGUUGAAGGAAUUGUUAGCCUUGGUAAGCAAUUAAGGUAAUCUGCUAAAGAAUGAAAACUGACUCCCAUGUAGCGGGAAUGGAGAUAACUUCUCAAAUGCUUCCUGGCAAGGACAGAAGGCUCGCAUGUUGGUUUAUGAUUAGAUAACAGACUCUUUCCCCAUAGUGUAUAUUGCCUCCCUAUCUUCCAUAAGCGCUUGCAAAGGAGACUGAACUCUACGCAAAAUAAGCAAGUGUCCGUUCAUUGGCAUGUGGUGACUAAUAUCUUUUACCUCCACCUCAGGUGAUCUGAAACUCUCAAAGUCUGCCUACGGAGAUUCUCUUUGGUGUCCCAAGCCUAAAACUAAACUAUCUAACAAGAUGAUUCCCAGCUUGCCAACAGUGUGCUUCUCUGAUGUGCUUGGCAGCUUUGUUUCUCGGUUCAGGGGUUCUUUAAAAGAAUACCUUUAGCCUCCCUUCUGAAAUGUGAGAAAGGUUAAGUUACUAUGAACUCAUAGUAACAUCCGAACUUUGGCCUUGAUUUCCAGCAGAUGGCUAGAUGGCUAAAAUUUGUUCUGUCUACAGACGUGUAAUGGUCAAAGCACAUGUUUAAACAAUAUAAUUUUAAUCUUCUAUUACUUCAAAUUUUAAAUUAUCGAAUCAUAGUGUGGGGCCAGUUUUCUGCAUUUUAAAGUCUACGCUCUGUCUCCAUAGAUUCUGUGCAGUGUGACGGCUACCAUAUUAGAUUAGACUAGCACCAUCUAGUUUCAUAACUCCCUGCUCAGCCAUGAAGUGCAUCACAUGAACAUUGGGCUAGUUGAUGUUUUUCAUCCUAACCUACCUUGCAAGGUGAUUUUGUGGCUGAAAUAAGGGGAGAUAAUUUUAUGAACAUUAACCCUGGAAGGACAGGAUUAAAAAUGAUAAUUAGGAGAUUUUAGGUAAUGGAAAUGAGGCAGGAAACCAAGUGCCUGAGCCUGUUAAUAAUAGCUGGAGGUUUGACCCAUUUAUUCACACAAAGAAGCCUGUUGUGGGUUUCUGUGACAGGAUCCUAGUCAUAUUCUGCCUUAAUUGAUCUUCAGGGUGUGGGUUUUUUUUGUAUCUGGAGCCAUGUAAGCUUUCUUUUAAAAUUGUAGAUUAUCAUUUCCAAACGUCGAUUCUUCCUGCCACAUUUCAGGCUUUGCGGGAGGGUUUUUCUAAUGCAUAUCACGGUUUCCCCACAACCUUCUCUAUCAAGCAAUAAGUGGUGGCUGAACAUCACACUGGUCCUUUGAUUUGCUUACGGAGCCUGUUCAACAUUAGCUAGUACUGCAACUCUGAAGUAAUUUUUUCCUUGCUGAUGGGGACUUGGCAACCCCCUUCUGGCAGCGAUUGAUGCACAGUUUUUAGUCUGAUGAAAGGACACCUGCCCAAGCUCUUUGUGUCUGUUGCCUUUCCACCUCAGUGUCCGCCACUCUUGGCACCAAAGUGGAGCCUGCAGCUGCUUUUAUGUCACUGACCUUCGAUCCACACACAGCGUGCCUUUUGAAAACAGAUUUUGCAGUGAGGCGCUUGAAUGGAGAAUGACACCCAGUUGGUGUAGCUGAUGACAAUUUUGUAUCUUUUCCCACACUGACAGUCUCAUCUGCGUGUGUGUAUUGUUUUGUGUGUACGUUGGGAUCUAAUCAUCUGUAUAAAACUAUUUUAUGAUG